GGUGGUUUUCUUUUCAUUUCAUAUCACUUUUUUACUUUUGACAACAUUUGCAGUUGUAUUGGUGUUUCCAACUACACGUGUUUAUUCGAGUAGAGUAAGUUCUGUUAUAGCUACAUCGCAUUGACGAAAUCAAAUAGAUUUUUCUUUCAAUCAAUAUGGUAAAGAAAAAGAUAGACAAUCGGAUUCGGGUAAUGAUAGAGAAUGGCGUUAAACUUGGUCAUCGUACGAUGUUCGUCAUUGUGGGCGAUAAAGGACGCGAUCAGGUACCGAUUUUAUAUGACAUGCUUGCUAAGACCUCCGUCAAAACGCGACCCACGGUACUAUGGUGCUAUAAAAAUAAAGAUGAGGCAAUUUCGAAUCAUGGGAAAAAACGAGCGAAAAAAAUUCAGGCUGGUAAAAUCGAUAUCAACCAGUCCGACCUUUUCGACCUGUUCAGAGUAUCUACCACUAUCCACGGGCGUUACUAUAAAGAUACUCAUACCAUUCUUGGUAAAACUUAUGGUGUUUGUGUUCUGCAGGACUUUGAAGCUUUAACGCCAAAUUUGCUUGCAAGAACAAUUGAAACUGUGGAAGGAGGUGGACUGAUUAUUCUGUUGUUAAAAACUAUAUCUUCUUUGAAGCAGUUAUACACAAUGAGUAUGGAUGUACAUAAAAGAUACCGUACUGAAGCUCAUCAAAAUGUAACCUGCAGAUUUAAUGAAAGGCUAAUAUUAUCGUUAGCCGAUUGUUCACGGUGUUUGUUGGUCAACGACGAUUUAACUGUGUUGCCUUUAUCGUCGCGAACGGCAGAGGUCAAACCUGUGGAGAUUGGAUCUAUGAAAAACAGUACAAAUGACGAGUUAUUGGAAGAAUUAAAGCAUAGCUUAUCUGAUACACCCCCAGCCGGUCCACUCGUAAACUUGUGCAAAACGUAUGACCAAGCAAAGGCAGUAGCACAGUUUAUUGAUGCUUUAGCAGAAAAACAACUGAAACCGCCAACAUCUCUAACCGCUGGACGCGGUCGAGGAAAAUCAGCUGCUAUGGGGCUGGCUAUUUCUGCAGCAGUAGCUUUUGGGUAUGUGAACAUAUAUGUGACUUCACCAUCUCCGGAAAAUUUGGUGACCCUGUUCGAAUUUAUUAUGAUAGGAUUUGAUGCUCUUGAAUAUCAGGAGCACACAGAUUAUACGAUUAUUCGAUCAACGAAUCCUGAUUUCAAUAAAGCUAUAAUUAGAAUUAAUUUGACUCGCAAUAAUCGUCAAACAAUUCAAUACAUCUCUCCGUCGGAUGUACAUUUGUUGAAUGCUGCUGAUUUAUUGAUUAUAGAUGAGGCUGCUGCUAUUCCGUUACCGCUGGUAAAGGCUAUGCUUGGUCCAUAUCUUGUACUUAUGGCUUCCACUAUUAACGGUUAUGAGGGAACGGGACGUUCUCUAAGCUUGAAAUUAAUAUCACAAUUGCAGAAGGAUAGCAAGGCUCCCCCUCCGAUUAAGCUAGAUGAAUCCAUUCGAUAUCGCACAAAUGAUCCGGUAGAGUCUUGGCUAACUUCUCUGCUUUGUCUGGAUGCUACAGUGGUUUCUAACCUUACUUCAGGGUGCCCAACACCAGAAGCAUGCGAGCUAUACUACAUUGACCGAGAUGCCCUGUUCUCCUACCAUCGCGCGGCAGAAGCGUUUUUACAACGUAUUGUAUCUGUCUGCGUUUCUUCACACUACAAAAAUAGUCCCAAUGAUUUACAAAUGAUGAGCGAUGCUCCAGCUCAUCAUCUGUUUUGUUUGCUUGGUCCUAUUACUAAAACAGAUGAACUACCAGAAAUACUAGUUGUAAUACAAGUAUGCCUAGAAGGACAAAUAUCUUUCCAAUCUGUACAAAAUUCUUUGGCACGUGGGAUGAAAAGUGCAGGAGAUCUUAUACCAUGGAACAUCGCAGAGCAGUAUGGCGAUAGUCAUUUUCCUAAGCUGAGUGGAGCGAGGAUUGUGCGGAUCGCAACGCAUCCCAAUUAUCAACGCAUGGGCUACGGUAAGCGUGCUCUUCAAUUAUUGAGAAAAUAUUAUGAAGGAAAUUGUUCUUCAAUUUCCGGCGAUCAAGAAGAGCAACCCAAUGGCAUUCAAGGUAUAGAUGACGACGAAAUAGGUUUGCUCAAGGAAGUAAUAGAACCGAGACAAAAUGUUCCAACGUUGCUAAAACGUCUUUGUGAACGUCAACCUGAACAUUUAGAUUAUCUAGGUACAUCUUUUGGUCUUACAAGCGAUUUGCUAAAGUUCUGGAAGAGCCAAAAGUACGUACCAGUUUAUUUAAGUCAAAAAGAAAACGAUUUAACGGGCGAACAUUCCUGUAUAAUGAUUACGCCUAUCAGUAAAAACCUAGAGAAAUUGGAAACCAAUGACUGGUUAAAUCAGUAUUUCAAGGAUUUUCGACGGCGAAUUAUAAAAUUAUUAGGUAAAUCGUUCAACAAAUUUAGUACUGGUUUGUCACUGUCUUUGUUGGACAACAAAGCUAUCACGAUCAGUGAACAAGAACUAACACAAAAAACUAUAGAUGAGUAUCUUUUACCGCACGACAUUCAACGACUUGAGAUGUAUUCCCGUAAUCAGGUAGAAUACAAACUAAUCAUGGAUUUGACCACGGAUUUGGCUUCACUUUAUUUUCAAGCAAAAAUGGCGAGUGCCAAAAUAGAUUCCCUACAGAAAGCUAUUCUUUUAGGGAUAGGUUUGCAGCAUAAAAACUUUGAAAAAUUAGCCGAAGAAUUCAACAUGCCGACCAAUCAAGUGCUUGCAAAAUUUUAUGAUUGUCUGAAAAAACUUACUAAAUAUGUCAAUUCAAUAAUUGAGCAUAACAUAGAAAGUACGAUGGUGAAAGAGAGCGAAUUGAAUACGGGUAAUGAUUUAGUGAUGCUCGAUAAAUCAAUAAACGAAGAAUUGGCUGAUGAUGUAAAACAGCUGCAGAAAAAACAAAAGAAAGAGCUCGCUAGAUUGAAAAAGGAAAACAUGAACCAAUAUACAAUCAAAGGUACAGACGAUGAGUGGAAAAAUGUUCUCAAUAAAAGUCAAUCUACAAUUGUAUCCAUAAAAAGUGGUGAGAAAAGAUCGAACGAAAAUAAUCAUUUGCUGUAUGAAGAUGGCCAGGGUUCUUUCCAAAAAAAGAAAAUGAAACAAUCAUCAGGGAGAAAACAAAAAUACGGAAAAAGUAAACAUAAAUAGGGAUUUGCUAAAAAUUAUGAACUUAAUAAAGUCGUAAAACUGUUUAACAGAAUAACAA
Messenger RNA from Wyeomyia smithii (pitcher-plant mosquito), 3231 nucleotides. RefSeq names its product RNA cytidine acetyltransferase. Gene Ontology annotation, molecular function: tRNA binding; ATP binding; 18S rRNA cytidine N-acetyltransferase activity. Bases 156 to 3173 code for a protein of 1005 amino acids. The record is from RefSeq and is a predicted model, not a curated record. Gene Ontology annotation, biological process: rRNA acetylation involved in maturation of SSU-rRNA. Lineage: Eukaryota; Metazoa; Arthropoda; Insecta; Diptera; Culicidae. Gene Ontology annotation, cellular component: nucleolus; 90S preribosome. The transcript has 7 exons.